AUGGCGGAAGCGGCGUUGAGGAUUGCGGCUGCGGGGAGUCCCUGUUCCUCAUCGAGGCUUAUCGGGGGCCGCUCCCGGAGGCAGCGAGGGCACCCGCUCUCACUGCCAUCAUGUCGACGCCUCCUCGCGCUGAACAGCUCCGCUCUCCGUCCCUCCUCGUCAUUGUCCUCGGAGUUCUUCGGCAUCGUUCGACUGGUCUCCAGGUCGGCGGUGCCGACGUCUCCGGGACGCAAGGGGAGGGUUUCUGUUGUCGCCAUGGCUGGUGAUGGUGAGACUCCUGCUCCAGUUUGGUCUUUGAUUCUUCCACCCGCUCCCGCCCUCCCUCCGUCUUGCUGCUGGAGAUAUUGUUGAAGUCUGAGAUUUUAAUUCAUGCUUACCAUUUGAGUGAUCCUGGCUCUUCUUCCGAUAGUCUGUGGCGGUAGCGUCUUAGCCAUGGCCAUCGAAAUUGGUCGAAGCUGAUUGCAAGAUUCUUUUUUGAGAAGUUUUUAUCGUUGUUUUUAGUUAUCUCAUGAAGAAAAUUUCAAUAUUUUUUAUCUUAUUAAGGAUUGUUAAAUUGUCUUCUUAUUGAGAUAGCAGAGCAUAUGUUCUGUUUAAUAGACCAAUGCACAUUUAUAUUAAAAUUAUGUAUCACAAGUUUUAUUUUACUGAUACAAAUUUGGUUUUUCUAUUGGUAGGCAGAUGCUUGACUACUUUUUUCCAUAAUUUCUCUCUAUGGCAUGUCCCACAUACUGACGAUUCCUAUGGCUAAUAAUAAAUGAAGCUUCAUUCCGUGAUUUCCUACAUUUUGUUCUGGUGCAAAAGUAUGAUGCAUACUGCCUAUCGUUUAAUUUUUAUAGGAAGAAAAAUAGUGUUGAAGCUGAAAAGGCAAAACAUGAGAUUACUGACAUACUUGACGGAGAAUCUUCUGCAAGUUUCAUUUUCGUUUUUGUUUGGCAUGAUACUAAAAAAAAAUGCAUGCAUUUAGCGUAAUUCUAUGCAUUCUCUUUCUUCUUGGAUCUUCUAGUAGUAGAAAAAUUCUCUUAUAUGGCAGCAAAUCGUCUAUGAUUUAGAUGUAUAAGUUUCUUAUCGAUUUUUGCCUGAUUUGGCUCACAGAUUCAAAAAGACAAGUGCCACUUAAGGAUUAUCGGAAUAUUGGAAUUAUGGCCCAUAUUGAUGCGGGGAAAACUACCACUACAGAACGAAUUCUGUACUACACUGGAAGGAACUAUAAAAUUGGGGAGGUGCACGAAGGAACAGCUACCAUGGAUUGGAUGGAACAAGAGCAAGAAAGAGGAAUCACAAUAACAUCUGCUGCAACGACCACUUUUUGGAACAAUCACAGGAUUAACAUUAUUGACACGCCCGGUCAUGUUGAUUUUACUCUUGAAGUUGAACGUGCUCUCAGGGUCCUUGACGGUGCAAUCUGCUUGUUUGAUAGCGUUGCAGGCGUAGAACCACAAUCCGAAACUGUAUGGAGACAAGCUGAUAAAUAUGGAGUCCCCAGGAUAUGCUUUGUCAAUAAGAUGGAUAGACUAGGAGCCAACUUUUUCAGAACAAGAGACAUGAUUGUGAAAAACUUGGGAGCUAAUCCCCUCGUGCUACAAUUACCUAUUGGUGCCGAAGAUAGAUUCCAAGGAGUAAUUGACCUUGUGAAAAUGAAAGCUGUGGUCUGGUCAGGUGAGGAGUUGGGUGCGAAGUAUGCAUAUGAGGAUAUACCAUCUGAUCUCGAAGAUUUGGCUCUGGAAUAUAGAAAUCUGAUGAUUGAAAACGUGGUAGAACUUGAUGAUGAAGCAAUGGAAAACUAUCUCGAAGGAGUAGAACCUGAUGAAGAAACCCUUAAAAAACUAAUUAGGAUGGGAACAAUAUCUAGUAAGUUUGUUCCAGUUAUGUGUGGCUCAGCAUUCAAGAACAAAGGUGUGCAGCCAUUACUGGAUUCUGUUGUCGAUUAUUUGCCGUCACCACUUGACUUGCCGUCAAUGAAGGGUACUGACCCUGAGAACCCAGAGUUGACACUUGAAAGAGUUGCCAAUGACAAUGAACCAUUUUCUGGGCUUGCUUUCAAGAUUAUGAGUGAUCCUUUUGUGGGAUCCCUAACAUUUGUGAGAGUGUACUCUGGCAAGUUAACUGCCGGCUCUUAUGUUCUCAAUGCAAACAAAGGGAAGAAGGAGAGAAUUGGAAGACUCCUUGAGAUGCAUGCUAACAGUAGAGAGGAUGUAAAAUCAGCUUUAACAGGUGAUAUUGUUGCUCUCGCUGGUCUUAAAGAUACAAUCACAGGCGAGACAUUAUGUGAUCCAGAGAAGCCUGUUGUACUGGAACGGAUGGAUUUCCCGGAUCCUGUUAUCAAGGUCGCCAUAGAGCCCAAGACCAAGGCUGAUGUUGAUAAGAUGGCACUUGGACUCAUUAAGCUUGCUCAAGAAGACCCAUCAUUCCACUUUUCUCGGGAUGAAGAAACCAAUCAAACCGUCAUUGAAGGCAUGGGAGAGCUGCACCUUGAAAUCAUUGUUGAUCGAUUGAAGAGAGAAUUCAAGGUGCGUUACUUUGGGUUGUCGUCUGUUCACUGGUUAUUGCUUCAUUCCCUCUGCUAUUUAGUUCUUUUUUCCUACCCAGACAUUCUUUCCCAUUAUAUACGAAGAAAUGGAUCUAAUCCAGUAAGAAAAUCUUUUAAUCACCCAAUUCUCCUGGUUAGAGAGGAUUAUGAUUACGUAGUCAUUGUAAAACCUUUUUUUCUUUUUUCCUCUACAUCCUCCACAUCCCAGAUACCAUAUGUGUCUGUUCAUUAACUCCAUUGAGCCCCAAAUCUCUGUACAAUCCCAUGAAUUGAUAAGAGCAUCCCCCCUCUCCCCCACCAAGCAUCAAGCAAAUCAUCUGGGAUGAUGCUAACUUGAAAACUUCUGUCGUCCUCUCGUUCUGCUGAAUGCGCAGGUCGAAGCAAAUGUCGGCGCACCUCAGGUCAACUACCGGGAGAGCAUUUCAAGAAUCUCAGAAGUGAAGUAUGUUCAUAAGAAGCAGUCUGGCGGGCAAGGUCAGUUCGCCGACAUCACUGUCAGGUUUGAGCCCAUGGAAGCAGGCAGUGGGUAUGAGUUCAAGAGCGAGAUAAAGGGUGGCGCCGUGCCCAAGGAGUACAUACCGGGAGUUAUGAAGGGGUUGGAGGAGUGCAUGAGCAACGGGGUCCUGGCGGGGUAUCCCGUUGUUGAUGUCCGAGCUGUGUUGGUCGACGGGUCCUAUCACGAUGUAGACUCCAGCGUAUUGGCGUUCCAGUUGGCAGCCAGGGGAGCCUUCCGAGAGGGUGUGAGAAAGGCUGCCCCCAGAAUGCUGGAGCCCGUCAUGAAGGUCGAAGUUGUUACUCCUGAGGAGCACCUGGGUGAUGUGAUUGGCGAUCUCAACUCGAGAAGAGGCGUUAUCAACAGCUUCGAUGAUAAGCCUGGUGGCUUGAAGGUACGUUGAACCUUCACAAAGUUUAAUCCUUUCGUGAAAAAGAAAAAAAAAUAAAUUCUUCUGAUCAUCACUCCUGGAAACCCAUUAAACCCAUAUUAUUCAUGGAACCUUGCCUGAAACUCUGGCGUUGACCUUCUCAAUCUUACUGGAUAUUAAAUUAAAUAUAAGAUCUUCCAAUCAUUGCUACAUGAAAAUCCAUUAGACCCAGAUUCAUGAACCCGUUUUUCCCCUCAAAACGCAGUUAAUUACUCUUGGUUUGCCUUUAAAAAAAAAGAAAAAAGUUUCUCGUGAUCAUCACUUCUGGAAAGCCAUUAAACCCAAAUUCAUGGAAACUCUGCCAUUGAUCUUCUCAAGCCUUCCGGAUCUUGAAUCAUCCAACCACAACUUUGCAUGAAAUUAAAUGAAAUAUAAGAUCUUCCAGUCGUCGCUACAUGAAAACCCAUCGGAUCCAAACCCGUUUUUUUUUUUUUUAAACCAAAAACGGAGUUCAUUACACUUGGUGCCUGCCUGUAUUUGAUGGGGGGACUUAUGCAGGUUGUGGAUGCAUUGGUGCCCUUGGCUGAGAUGUUCCAGUACGUGAGCACCCUCCGGGGAAUGACCAAAGGCCGGGCCUCCUACACAAUGCAGCUGGCCAAGUUCGACGUCGUCCCAGAGUACAUUCAGACCCAGCUCUCUUCUAAGCAGGAACCUGUCACCGCUUAG
Molecule: messenger RNA, 4116 nt
Organism: Spirodela intermedia
Lineage: Eukaryota; Viridiplantae; Streptophyta; Magnoliopsida; Alismatales; Araceae
Source: the annotation of a GenBank genome assembly